AUGGGCUCAAGCGAUCUGGACGGAGUGCUCAUCCUGGAUGCGAGCGUUGCGGCAAGCGGGGGACAGCGUCGCAACAACAGCGCCUCAAGGAGCGAUACCGAGGCCCACUCCGAAUCGUACCGAUCUAGGUCUUCAAGCGAUGAGGCCAGCUCCAAUGGUACCGACAGAUACGUCCGCGGCACGUCUUCAUCAAGUUCCAAGAUGUGUCAACUACUUGGAGUGGCAACUCCGACCGACGUGGACUCUGAUUAUGGAACAUUGCUUGAGCCUGAUCUUUCGCGCUUGUUUCAUGAAUAUCCACAUGGCAAGAUAUUCACUUUCAACGCGGACGGCCAUUCUUUAUCCUCGACGGAGGAGUCCGUUUCGAGUCCCAACGUUGCUGAACAUCUCUCCCCUACUACGCCAUCGAGGCGCAAGACCAAAGACAGGCCACAGCGUGGAUCAACCGCCAUACAGGCAAUGUUUCCCAAAGCACGUAGUGUUGCUUUCAUUCCCUUUUGGGAUUUCGAAAGAGCCAGAUGGUUCGCCGGCUGUCUGUGCUGGAGCAACGACCCCUACCGGUUACUAUCCGCUUCCGUGGAUAUGGCAUACUUCAAGAUAUUCAGUCACUCAAUCAUGAGGGAGCUGUCAAGGCUGGACGCCGCAGCUCUAAACGAGGCCAAAUCGACUUUCGUCUCAUCGAUUUCACACGAGCUGCGUUCGCCCCUCCACGGCAUACUAGGUACACUAGAGUUCAUCAAGGAUACGCCGCUCGACUCAUUUCAGACAAGUAUGAUGAACUCUUUACACGCCUGCGGCACGACUCUUCUCGACACCAUCAAUCAUCUCAUGGACUAUGCCAAGAUCAGCGAGGAGAAGAAGAGCAUUUCGUCGAAGAGACUGAAGAAUGAAAACACUAUUCGACUAUCCUCGAAACCAUUGAAGAGUCGGCGAAAAAGGGUUUCCGCAUUUGAUCUCGGGGUCGCAACGGAAGAAGUCGUGGAAGCAGUCUUUUCUGGAUCAUCAUACAUCCCAGCCACCUCGAAGCUCAUGGAAGCACCUAUCUCGCCUACGGACGAACAUGCUCUCUCACUUCCGCAGCGUGCGGCACGCUUCAUCAUCCUCGAUAUUGCUUACGAUGACGAUCUGGUUUUCUCCUUCCCAAUUGGAUCUUGGAGAAGAAUAGUGAUGAACCUAUUUGGCAACGCUGUCAAGUAUACCCAAACAGGGUAUAUCCAUGUUUCUCUGCGUUCAAACAACCUAGCAGAAAAUGCCGAUGCCCCGACAGCAAUCACACUCACCAUUACAGACACUGGCUCAGGUAUGAGUUCUAGUUUUUUGGCCAACCGCCUCUUCCAGCCCUUCUCCCAGGAGAACCCGCAUGCACCAGGUACAGGGUUGGGUAUGAGUAUCGUGCGUCAAAUCAUCGACACGAACGGUGGCAAGGUUGAAGUCAGCAGUGACCCCGAAAUCGGUACUAAGCUCAUUGUCAAACUUGCUCUUAACAAACCGGAACUACCUGGCGCGAUGACGACUGAGCGAGCGCAAUUCAUAUCUUACCUGCCGAGAUUACAGGGUCGAAGGAUAUGUAUCCUUCGCAAGAAGAUAGAGUCACCGACUGGAGACAUCCAUCUCUCGAAAACGGACGAAGGCCUGCUACGCUUCACCAACGCACUUGUAUAUACCCUGGAGACACAUCUUAAGAUGGAAGUUGUGAAGACCAAUGAAUGGGAAGGGCAUGAUGCGGACAUGGUCAUCUGCCCGGAGUUAUCCUUUGACUACCUCGCUACUAUCCGGAAACGGAGGCCCAACGGCCAACGCGCCCCAGUGACCAUCUUUGUGGGGAUGGACGCUCUCGAAGCAGCGACAUUGCGCUCCGAUGUCCGCGUUACCAACAGGGAGUCGGUAGUCGAGAUCAUCACGCAACCAUGCGGACCUUACAAGCUCGCAUGGGUUCUCAACCGAUGCCUAGAUCGGUACGAACAUCCAGCUGAAAACCUCCAACCUGCUGGAAUGUCUAGCCCGCCACCGCAGCCCCAACAACAGUCGUAUCCCUUCACACCAACGAAGUCGAUGCAGAAUACCAUGGAGUCUCUCAGCUUGACGUCACCAGAACCAGUCGCUCCUUCUACCGCUGGAUCUACAAGUGUGCAACACUCGCUCACAUCGCCUCCCCAAGAAGAGGAACCUUUGAUAUCGCACACCCUUAUUGUCGACGACAACGUAUUGAACCGACGUCUCCUCGUCGCGUUCAUGAAAAAGCACGGCCUUCAGUUCGAACAAGCGGCGAACGGACAAGAAGCUCUGGACAAGUACCAGGAAGAAGCGCGCAAAUUCGACGUUAUACUGAUGGAUAUGUCCAUGCCGGUCAUGGACGGCAUGAGCGCAACUCGUGCGAUCCGCGAAUACGAGCAGAGUAACAAUCUGCCACGGUGUUCCAUUGUCGCACUUACUGGCUUAGCGUCUUCAAGUGCGAAGCUGGAAGCAUGGAGUUCGGGGAUUGAUCACUUCAUGACGAAGCCGGUCAACUUCAAGGCGCUUGGAGAGCUUCUCAAGAGCGAUGAGGCGCGGAGACAUGCGAGAGCGAGAAAUGAGGAAAAUGAACGGGCGGGUUGA
Molecule: messenger RNA, 2595 nt
Organism: Alternaria ventricosa
Lineage: Eukaryota; Fungi; Ascomycota; Dothideomycetes; Pleosporales; Pleosporaceae
Exons: 2
Coding region: 1-2595 (864 amino acids)
Biological process (GO): phosphorylation; phosphorelay signal transduction system
Molecular function (GO): phosphorelay sensor kinase activity
Source: RefSeq, a predicted model, not a curated record